GCGCGCCCGCAGACCCAGCCCCUGCCACCCCGGUGGCCCCGCACUGCCGGGGAAAGUCAGGUGGGCUUCCUGGAAGAGGCGACAGCUCGGGGAGGCGCAUUUCAGGAGGAGGGACGGCGCCGGACACCAAGAGGAGGCGGCAUUUGGGGGCGGCUCCCUCGGGCCCAGCCGCGCGAGCGCCCCGGGGCCGCGGCUGUCCCUGGUGCUGAUGCUGGGCCUCCGCGCGCGCCGGGGGGAUGCCGGCGCCUCUCCGGGCGGUCCUUUCCCCAUGAGCACGAGCGCCCACGUUCGUCCGGGACUCCUCGAUUCGGGCGGUUCUGCCUCGUUUCCCGGGGCAGCGCCAGGAGUCACCCCACACCUGCCCGCUCCCUGCGGCCCUGACCUCGGCGGGAGCUCGGCGUACGACGCGCGGCUGCGCCAGAAGGUGGCGGUGAAGAAGCUGUCGCGCCCCUUCCAGUCGCUGAUCCACGCGCGGAGGACGUACCGCGAGCUGCGGCUGCUCAAGCACCUGAAGCACGAGAACGUCAUCGGGCUGCUGGACGUCUUCACGCCGGCCGGGUCCAUGGAGGACUUCAGCGAAGUGUACCUGGUUACCACCCUGAUGGGGGCCGACCUGAACAACAUCGUCAAGUGCCAGGCGCUGAGCGACGAGCACGUGCAGUUCCUCGUUUACCAGCUGCUGCGCGGGCUGAAGUACAUCCACUCGGCGGGCAUCAUCCACCGGGACCUGAAGCCAAGCAACGUGGCCGUGAACGAGGACUGCGAGCUCAGGAUCCUGGACUUUGGGCUCGCCCGCCAGGCGGACGAGGAGAUGACCGGCUACGUGGCCACACGCUGGUACCGGGCCCCCGAGAUCAUGCUCAACUGGAUGCACUACAACCAGACAGUGGACAUCUGGUCUGUGGGCUGCAUCAUGGCGGAACUGCUGCAGGGAAAGGCCCUCUUCCCAGGAAACGACUACAUUGACCAGCUGAAACGCAUCAUGGAGGUGGUGGGGACCCCCAGCCCCGAGGUGCUGGCAAAGAUAUCUUCAGAACAUGCCCGGACGUACAUCCAGUCCCUGCCCCCCAUGCCCCGGAAGGACCUCGGGAGCCUGUUCCGCGGAGCCAACCCCCUGGCCGUGGACCUCCUGGGGCGGAUGCUGGUGCUGGACAGCGACCAGCGGCCCAGCGCGGCCGAGGCCCUGGCGCACGCCUACUUCAGCCAGUACCACGACCCGGACGACGAGCCGGAGGCGGCGCCCUACGAUGAGAGCGUGGAGGCCGCGGAGCGCACGGUGGACGAGUGGAAGGAGCUCACCUACCAGGAAGUCCUCAGCUUCAAGCCCCCAGACCCUCCACAGCCACCCAGCAGCCUGGAGAUUGAGCAGUGAGGGGCCACCCGCCAGCCACACCUGGACUCCUGGAGGGGCCUUCCCGCAUCCUGGCCCAGGACCCUCUCGCCUGCUCGGCAUGCCCAGUGGGAUUUGCACACACAUGUGAAGGCACCAAGCGUGUGCCCACACGUGUGUCUGUGUCCUCGGCUCACACCCCCCAGCCAUCGGGGUCUCCCUCUGGAUCUCACAGUGGCGGUUCUGGAUGCCACAGGGGCUGUCCCCCAGGCUUGUGUCUGUCUGUCCCCUGCUCUUCUUUGUGUCCGGUGCGAGUUCGCCAGGGCCCCCUGGACUCACAGGGAGGACCCCAGUGGUCAGAGCUGCUCAGCCAUGAAGGGGGUCUGCCUUAGGAGGGCUGAGACCGCCAGUGCCCUCCAGGCUGCACAGGAUUUCCCUGGCGGGCCGCAAGGCUGGGAAGCCACAGGCAUCAAGUCAGAAAAGCUGUCCGGGGCCCGUGUGUUCACCUGUGCUGUCUGGGCACACGUGUGCUCCUUGCAUUUAUAUGUCAGGGCGUGUGCAGAUGUGUGCUGGCAUGUGUGAAUCUGUGGGUGCCCAAGAGCCCAUGACCAGCAGGAGACCAGAGUGGGACCGCCCCUCCCUCCCACUGGGCACCCAUAAGGGGCUCGUUGGACCCAGGGGCACCUGCUUGAGCAAAUGCCUGGGCUUUCCCCUGGGGAUCUAGGGAGCCAUAGCAGGUUCCUGAGUGAGGGAGUGCUGCCAGCCAGUGAGCUGGGGUGAGGGAGGACCAGUGCCCGUCCUGCAGCCUUGAGGCCACUAAGGUGGGCAGUGGACACGGACUUACACGCAGACACUGUGGCCCCUGAACCUUGGCCACAGCUGAUGAAGAAGCCCCCGCCAGCCCUCUUCCUCUGCCCGCCCUCGAGGCCCUGCAGCUCGGUCCAUGGAUCGCCUCGGCCCCCUCCUCCCAGAAUGGAGCUGACUGACAGCCUCUGCCUGGGGACUGGACGGUGACUCCCUAUGUCGUGGGGCCGCGGGGGUCCGGAUGUAAAGUGCCUGCACACAGGGGUGCUCAAUAAAGGGCUUCCCUCCUG
Molecule: messenger RNA, 2424 nt
Organism: Choloepus didactylus (southern two-toed sloth)
Lineage: Eukaryota; Metazoa; Chordata; Mammalia; Pilosa; Megalonychidae
Gene: MAPK11
Product: mitogen-activated protein kinase 11
Exons: 12
Coding region: 209-1372 (387 amino acids)
Biological process (GO): protein phosphorylation; intracellular signal transduction
Cellular component (GO): cytoplasm; nucleus
Molecular function (GO): ATP binding; MAP kinase activity
Source: RefSeq, a predicted model, not a curated record